CGUUACACAAACCGACAUAUUACAUACAGUUAUCGAGGAUUGCAGGACCAAGCUACACGGAAAGAACAACCUAGAUAGAUAACUUGGUAGGCACCAGCUACAUAACCUAACUUUCCAAGUUCUUCUACGCUACGCUGUCUAGGUCUAUUGUGCCUUCCUACCUAGUAACCAAAUCAUCAUGGAUUUGUCCAAAGCCCCUUACUGCGGGCAGGACCCUCAGCAGAAUUCACAGCUUCUUCGUUCCCUGAAUGGUGCAACUGCCAAAGUAAAAUCCGGAUUCAGGGUGAAGAAGACGACUUUCAAAGUUGCCGGGUCGCCAGACGGUAUCAGUGUCGACUCAUGGCGCUUUCAGGACUGGGAUUACAAAAAGCCCAAUCUCCCUACCUAUGCGCGUGGUCUUUUUACCACGAAAAACCGCCACAAUGACUACGAGAUUGCCGUCAGAGGCUACGAUAAGUUCUUCAACGUCAGUGAGGUUUAUGACACAAGAUGGGAGAACAUUAUGAGCAAGACACGGGGUCCUUAUGAGCUCACUUUGAAGGAGAACGGCUGCAUCAUCUUUAUCAGCGGCUUGGAGGAUGGGACUUUGCUCGUAUGCAGCAAACAUUCAACUGGAGACCGAAGUGAUGUCGAGGUGAGCCAUGCCAGUGCCGGCGAGAGAUGGGUGGACAAACAGCUAGCCACCAUUGGCAAAACAAGAGAAGAAUUCGCCCGGGAGCUACGCCGUAGAAAUGUGACGGCUGUUGCUGAGCUGUGCGACGAUGAAUUUGAGGAGCACAUUCUGGCCUACGGUCCUGACAAGGCUGGCCUGUAUCUUCAUGGUAUCAACGUCAACAUUCCCGAGUUCAUGACAUACCCAAGUCAACUAGUCCAGCAGUUUGCAGACGAAUGGGGUUUUCGGAAGGUUGGCUUGAAAUCCUUUGAUGAUGUCAAAGCCGCCAGGACCUUCUUAGAACACGUUGCCGAAUCGGGUGCACACGAAGGCCGGGACGUGGAAGGUUUCGUCAUUCGCUGUGGAAUCUCGUCUGGAAGGGAUCAGCCACAGUACAACGACUGGUUCUUCAAAUUCAAGUUCGAAGAGCCAUAUUUAUUGUACCGACAAUGGCGAGAAUGCACCAAAGCCCUCAUCUCUGGAAAACCACCAAAAUUUAAGAAACAUACAAAGAUCACUGAGGAGUACCUCCUUUUCGCCCGUCAAAGACUGGCCAAGGACCCCAAUUUGGCCAAACUUUACAAUCAGAAUCACGGUAUCAUCUCUCUUCGGGACGAGUUUCUGGAAUAUAAGAAUAUGAAAGGCUCUGAUGCUGCAAACCUUGAGAAUAUAUUCGGGAAUGACAGCUCGAGUGUGUCGGGCGAUGUCAUUCUCGUACCAAUUGCAACAAUCGGGUGCGGAAAGACCACUGUUGGUGUGGCCCUUACCAAUCUAUUCGGUUGGGGUAUUGUCCAGAAUGACAACAUUCAAGGCAAGAAUCGUCCUACAAGAAUGACCCAGGCUGUGCUAUCACUAUUGUUGGAGCAUCCUGUCGUAAUCUCAGACAGAAAUAACUCUGAGCGCCGAGAGCGCGAACAGAUCAUCAAGGACGUCCUCGUCCAGCAUAAGAGCGCCCGACUCGUUGCUCUAAACUUUGCUCAUGGAAACAUCGACGAAGUGAGAAGAGUAACGAGGGAGCGAGUAUUAAAACGUGGGGAUAAUCACCAAACUAUCCAAGCCGCAUCAGAUGAAGCUAAAGUUAUUGGUAUCAUGGAGAACUUCAUAUCCAGAUUUCAACCUUGCGACCCCGAGAGUAAGCCAGAUGACGGCUUCGACUUUGUUAUUGAUCUAGAUCCUGCUCAGGGAAGCCGCGUUAAUGUGGAGAAAGUAGUCACUGAACUUCACAAGAAUUACCCAGCGCUGAUUCCAAACAUGCCAAGCACUGAAGAUAUGGACGAGGCUGUUAAGAGGGCUAUUGAGGAGUAUUCCCCGGAAAUCAAGCACAAAAUACCCGAUCGCACAAACAACAAACAACAAAAGCAACAAGAGGCUAAGAAAUCUAACGACACUAAUAAAAAGAAACCACUGGAGUAUAUGGCAAUUUCAAUUCCUGCUAAAGAGGUUACUGUAGCACUCGAGUCAGCCUUCAAAGGCGUCGAGCCAGAGAUGCAACGAUUCUAUAAGCAACUCCAGCAGACCCGCCGCAUCCAACCACUUUUCCAUGUCACCCUUAUGCACAAAUUUACCGCUAAAGAGCACCCUGAGCUGUGGCAGCGCUAUACUGCCCUCGAAGCCGAGAGCCAGUCCAUAGAUGGCAAGCUUGGCGAGUGCGAAGUAGAGCUUGAGCGCGUCGUAUUCAACGAUCGCAUAAUGGCCAUCGUGGUACGGAUACUAGAUCACGAGGGAAAAUGGACAUGCGUCAACAAAGUGGCACACAUUACCGUGGGCACACGCGAUAGCGGGGUCAAGCCGAAGGAGAGCAACGAUCUGCUAGCACGAUGGCUCGAUGUCGGAAGUGGAGGCGACACUGGUAUUGGCGAGCGUGUUAUAGAGGGGAAGCCGACGCUGAAGGGAACUGUUCGUGGCGUGCUGUCUAGAUAGAAAAUGAGUGGGCGGAUGCGAAACAGGACUGGGCGUUCCAAACGAAAGGGGGCCGAGACGUACACUACUAUGUACUCCCUGGACUGUAAAGUAUCAUGUCCCAUGUUUUAUUUUAGUCGAAGCGCGCCGCAAACAUCAAUCCUUAAGGCAAUAUCUGAAGUAGUAUAGUUAUCUCAGCGUUAAAAUUAUUAAAUCAGCAG
Molecule: messenger RNA, 2772 nt
Organism: Xylaria bambusicola
Lineage: Eukaryota; Fungi; Ascomycota; Sordariomycetes; Xylariales; Xylariaceae
Product: RNA ligase-domain-containing protein
Exons: 2
Coding region: 179-2572 (797 amino acids)
Biological process (GO): tRNA splicing, via endonucleolytic cleavage and ligation
Cellular component (GO): nuclear inner membrane
Molecular function (GO): ATP binding; GTP-dependent polyribonucleotide 5'-hydroxyl-kinase activity; RNA ligase (ATP) activity
Source: RefSeq, a predicted model, not a curated record